UCUACAGAGGAAAAACAACAGGCUGAGUAUAAAAGGGGGGGGAGCAAAGGAGGAGGCAUGUUUUUGUUCGAAGACUUGCAGAGAAAGCAGAGCACAGCAGAGGCAAAGCAUUACUUUAAACAAAGGACUGGGGCAGGGAGGAGGCGCCAGAGGGAUGUGGGUGCGCCUGAGCUUGCUCCUCACGCUCUGCCUGCUCCAUGGGGGCGGUGCAGAGAGUGAGGGCGGCGGGCCUCGCUGUCAGCCCCCAUCGACAUGGACGAUCGGGGAGGUGGAACCGAUGAAGGGCACAGCAGGCCAAGUAACAGUGGUUGCCCUGUUACAAGCCACCUGACUGUUUUGCUUGGUGCAGGCCUCCAGAAUUGAUGGUCUGCGCCAGAAAUUGGAGACUCAGGGACUGAAUGACGUGGUUUACAUGGUCAUCAACCACCAGGGGGAGCAAGCCCAGCGGCUCCACCCCCUACUGGCUCAAAGGCUGUCAGAUAAGAUCUCACUGUACAAACAGGGUGAACAACAACCUGAUGUUUGGCAGGCCCUGAAUGGAAAGAAAGACGACUUCAUCAUCUAUGACAGGUGCGGCCGUCUUACCGACCAUAUUUCCCUUCCUUAUUCUGUUAUUGGAAUGGGCUAUAUUGAGAGUGCGAUCAAAGAAGCCUACUGCAAUCGCAAGUGUGGCGCCUGCUCACAUGAGACUGCUGAGACUCCAGAGGAAUGCAGAGCAACACCAAAUGCACAGCCUGAUGCAGAUGCACCCGCAGCUGUAGGAGACAACAUAGAACCUGACCACAGUCGCCAUCAUGGUCAUGGUCAUCAUGGUCAUGGUCAUCAUGGUCAUGGCCAUCAUGGUCAUCAUCACCAUAGGCACCACCCUGAUCAUCAUGGUCAUCACCAUGGUAACCACAAUGGUGAUGGCUUUGGCUCUGACUUGGAGCAAAGUCAGCAGGGGGUUAGGCAGGAUCAUGGUCAGCAUGGCUUUGACUCACUGCAGUUACAGCAAGCAGUGGACACAGAGCAGUUAUUACAGCAGGCCAUAGCAGCCCCUGUUAGGCCUUGAGUGGCAGAAAAGGGAAAGUGAAAGUCAAAGUUCACCUGACAGGGAACAGCAGGCUCCGAAAACGAAACUGCUCCCAAAGCCAGCUGAUGCUGACACUGACGCAGGAUGUUUGGCGAGGCGGGAAGCGAACAGUCGCUCGGGCUCUGACACUGUGAAGGGGGACUGCCGGCCUCCUGACAGUGACAGGGCCUCACGAGCGAGGCAGCCGCCGAUGUCAGGGAGACCUGACAGUGACGCAUGCCUUCUGCUGAAUGACAGCAGCCUCAGCCAGACCAAUGAGCCUGACCCUCCGGUGUUGGGAGCUGAGCAUGAGAGCAGCUGUAAGCUGGAACUUAUGUUAGCUAUCAAUGCUAGGGCCGAGUGCUCUUAUUACCAACAAGUAUUUCCCUGAGAGAGGGGGAAGAUCAAUCCUUAAUUUAAAUGCUGGAAAAGAUCAGAACACGAAAUGCGUCCAGCUGUAAUAUUCAAAUUUUUGGAUUUCACAUUUGAUAAAACUAUGCUGUUCCAACUAACUUGCCUUGUUUUACCAUGGAUUGCCUCCCCCUCUCUCUAGGUGGUCAAUGGGAUAUUAUGUCCAUAAACUGACUCCUUCAUGUUGUUCUCACCUUCCGUUAUGAAACCAGAUGCGUAAACUAUGCUCUAGUGGCGUCUGUCUGAUGUUUGGCAGGUGAGAGAGAAGGAAGUAGUUUAAGAACAUUAUAAACCUUUUACAUUUCAGAGAAGAAAACAUUUGCAAGUAGAAAAAAAGCACAAAAUGAUAAUUUAGAGAUUACAAGAAAACAAAACGACAUUGUGGAGUUGUUUUAACAGAAAGCACAAGUUAAUUUCUGGAAAAACAAAUGCUACAAAGCAAUCUUAUUGUUUAGAUUUUUGUUAUUGCUCACUCCUGAAAAGAUAACAGUUACUGCCAUGAAUGUCUUUCUGUUUUGCUCUCACUAAUAACAUCCAUGAGCUUUAACAUAUUUUAAAUAUUUCAGACUAACAUUUAUUCAAGAUAUCGUAAAAAAAUAACUAUAUUGUUUGGAUGGAGAGAAAGGGAUAACAAGAGUGAAUUGGUGUGAUGAAAUGUGCUUAAUGACGGUUUCUGUGGGAAGAUAACAGUCACCAGGAAAUCCUGAUGCUAGCACAGAGAGUUGCACUGUGUUGGGGUUUUUGGACAUGAUACUAUAGAAAGUUUAAUAAAGAUGGUCAAUUUACUUUUGUAAUUUGUGUUUAUGUUCUUGAUAAAGAAUAUUGUGAAGAGCCUGUUCUUGACAAUAUUCAAGAAUAUGUAAAAAAAAAAAAAAAAAAA
Messenger RNA from Xiphophorus hellerii (green swordtail), 2342 nucleotides. RefSeq names its product selenoprotein P (gene selenop). Lineage: Eukaryota; Metazoa; Chordata; Actinopteri; Cyprinodontiformes; Poeciliidae. Gene Ontology annotation, molecular function: selenium binding. Gene Ontology annotation, biological process: selenium compound metabolic process. Gene Ontology annotation, cellular component: extracellular region. The record is from RefSeq and is a predicted model, not a curated record.